GCCCCGGCCGCCUUUGUUCGCGCCGGGACCCGCGGGGCGCGGCGGAGCCUCCGGGACCCCCGGGCUCCGCCGCAACUUUUCCCCUUCGGCGCGGCCAGGCGGAGCCGCGCGGUCCCUCGGGGCGGGAGCGGGCUUGGUGCGGGACUCGGAGUCCGGGAGCGGGGCUCGGACCCGGUGGCCGCUGCGGGGUCGGAGCUGCCUUGCUGGGGUCGCGGGUCCCGCGGGAGGCGGGCUGGGAGGGAGGCAGCGCUCGGAGCCGGUCUGUGCGACCUGGGGGAGGAAACGAGCGUACAAAGGAAGAGACGGAAAAGUCCUCCAUGGAGGCUGUGGUGGCUGCUCCCGUCGGGAAGGGGCGGCCGGCGCCGGGAUUCGGAGACGCGGUCGCUUUUAGCAUCGGUCGAAAGCCGCUGGCGCUUCCCGAGGGUUCGGAGUCUGCUUCUCUGCGUGGCACCUUGGAGUUUCUAGCUGGCACCAUUACCUCCAACGAGUGGAGUUCUCCCACCUCCCCUGAGGGGAGCAACGACUCAGGGGGCAGCGAGGCCUUGGACAAACCCAUUGACAAUGAUGCUGAGGGUGUGUGGAGUCCGGACAUUGAGCAGAGCUUCCAGGAAGCGCUAGCCAUCUACCCACCAUGUGGACGGCGAAAGAUUAUCCUGUCAGACGAAGGCAAGAUGUAUGGCCGAAAUGAGCUGAUUGCCCGCUAUAUUAAGCUGAGAACAGGGAAAACACGCACAAGGAAGCAGGUAUCUAGUCACAUCCAGGUCCUGGCAAGGAGGAAAGCCAGAGAGAUCCAAGCCAAGCUGAAGGAUCAGGCAGCUAAAGAUAAAGCGAUGCAGAGUAUGGCUACAAUGUCAUCUGCCCAGAUUAUCUCUGCAACUGCCUUCCAUAGUAAAAUGGCCUUGCCUGGUCUCCCACGACCAGCCUACCCUGCUGUUUCUGGGUUUUGGCAAGGACCUUUGCCAGGCCAAGCUGGAUCUUCCCAAGACGUGAAACCUUUUUGUCAACAACCUUAUGCUGUACAGCCUCCGCUGCCAUUACCAGGGUUUGAGUCUCCUACUGGUCUCUCGCCUUCCCCAUCAGCACCAGCUUGGCAAGGACGAAGGGUUGCUAGCUCCAAACUUUGGAUGUUAGAAUUCUCUGCGUUCCUGGAACAACAACAAGACCAAGACACAUAUAACAAACACCUGUUUGUGCACAUUGGGCAGUCAAGCCCCAGCUACAACGACCCCUACCUGGAGGCAGUGGAUAUCCGGCAGAUCUAUGACAAGUUCCCUGAGAAAAAAGGGGGCCUGAAGGAGCUCUUUGAAAGGGGGCCAGCUAAUGCCUUCUUCCUUGUCAAAUUCUGGGCUGAUUUGAACACCAAUAUUGAAGAUGAAUCCAGAUCUUUCUAUGGCGUUUCCAGCCAAUAUGAGAGCCCAGAAAACAUGGUCAUUACCUGUUCUACAAAAGUAUGUUCCUUUGGAAAGCAAGUGGUGGAGAAAGUGGAGACAGAGUAUGCACGCUAUGAAAAUGGACACUAUUCCUAUCGCAUUCACCGUUCCCCUCUCUGCGAAUACAUGAUAAACUUCAUUCAUAAACUCAAGCACCUUCCUGAGAAGUAUAUGAUGAACAGUGUGCUGGAGAACUUUACUAUCUUACAGGUAAAAAAUGUAACACCAUGCUUUCUCUGUGGAAAAAAAAACACAAACAAGCAACAAUAACGCCACCACCAAAACUGUCAAACUUGUCCUCAUUGUCUACUGGCCUCCUGUCCUGCUCAUCUUUGAGAAAGCAAUUCUUUAUCUUCAAAGUCUGAGCCUGAGUUGUUUGAAGACUGACAACAAUUCUUGAAUGAAGGUCCUUCAGUCAUCAGGUACAGUGGGAGCUGCUGCAUUAAAGCUACAGCAUCCAGGAGAUGGACUUUUUUUGAACUCUAGAACCAAAAGAAAUUCUCUCCACAGUUCUCUCUACCUCCUGCUGCAUUGCAAGACAAAUUUCCUCCGUUUCCUGCUUUAAGGUAAACACAUAUCAACAUUUGUAUGGCUUUGUACAUAAAUAAAUGAUGAACAGAAUUUUGCUGCGUUUGCAUUCCUUCUAGCGGAGAGAGGAACAAAGAGGUGGCGGGUGACAGUUGUGUUGUGGGCAGCAUUACCACCAGGAUGUUGAACUGAACAGUUUACUAAAUCACCAUAGGGCAGAAUGGAAGGUAUGACAGAAUAAAGCUCCUAUGAGUAGAGUGUUGGAAUGAAAGGAUACAGGCUCUUUAGGAAGGACAGGCAGGAGAGACAAGGAGAGUGUGAAGAAUGUAGAUGCAAUUCGUGCCAGAAAACACACGACCUGCAAAUUAGCAUUACAGACGAUAGGGAAAAAGGCCUGCUGGAAUGACUGGGAGCCUGAGUGAAGGACCCCCUAGGGAGGCAUGGAACAAUAGCAGGAGACUAUGGAUUAACUUGAUAACGACCUGAAAGAUACCUCGUGCAAGAAACCGAGUUCAAAGUACAGAAGUGAAGAUAAGGAAAAUGAAAAGGAGAUCACCACAUGGACAAUAUCGACCUGCAGAAUAAUAUAAAAGGAACUGAGAACUCGGACUUAACUCAUUUGUUGUUGGUGGAGGGGAGACUCCCCAGCGCACCCAGCGCUGUUUGCUUCUAAUGCUUUCCCAUAUAAAUAUAAUAAAGCAAUCUUUUGCAGAAAUUACGAUUGAUUGAGUAUUUAUAACAAAUUGGGGGCUCGUCCAGGAUAUCGGCUUGGGUUGCCGGAGACGUUCCUUUGUUCAGGAGGCGCCCCACUAACUGUGGCCUGGUGAAGAAACGAUUCUGGUAGAUACCUUGCCUAUAUCAACCCUAAAUAGAGGAAAGCUAGAAGCAAAGUUUGAGCUCCCUACGAAAUUGCUGCAGUCAAAUUUGUACCCAUAAUUCUUGUGCACGAAGAUCCGGACGGGAACGUCGGACUGUAAGUACCGUUCGGUUGGGUGGAUAGCCAAAGUGUGCGUGCUUGAGACACAACAGGGUUGUGAAGUGAGUGUGGACCUCUUCUAGGUGCAUUUCCAGUCUCCCGCGAGGGACCUGGUCACCGAAGGAGGGAAGUGAGUGAAAAAGGGUGAAAGGAGUCACACUUGGCGGAGAUGGGGCAAAGGAAAGGUAAAUUCCCUAGCCCCGGGAAAGGCCCACAGAGAGGUCCUCGGAAAUGGGUAGGGAGCAAGUUAAAGUGAAAUUCCCUAGCCCCAGGAAGGGCCCACAGAGAGGUCCUUGGAAACAGAUAGCGAGCAAGUUACCAGAAAUACCCUCAGACAGUCUGCUGGGGUUAAUGUUCAAACAUUGGGAUGAAUGGCCAUCCUGGAAGGAGAAGACUAAGGAGAAAAUGGUCCAUUACUGUAUGGAAGUUUGGACUAGGGAGGAAAUAAGGCCUGACCAUUUGUUUUGGCAAAUUUUCAGAUCUUUUGAUGAUUGGAUUUGUCAGACUUUGAAUCUAUAUAUGGGAAGGAACCAUUCAGCCAGGAGGAAAGUGACUAUGCUUUAUGGCAAGGGUCCUCAAUGAGGAUAUCAUUGUACCCCUUAAGAGAGAAAAAGAAGGACAAACAAGAUUGGGAGGUUUUAGUUAAUUUACCACCCCCAUAUGAAACCAAGGGGAAGAGAGGGUGGAACCCCCCCACUCCGGAAAAUGGAGGUCCUACAGUGCCUCUCACAGUCCCCACCCGCUUUGCGAACUAGAAGUAAGACCAGAAGAGAGGAGGAACAACCAAAGGAACAUCUCCCCUUACGUGAAGUUCCUCUGGGAGGAAAUGUCGGGGGAAUAAGAUUUGUAGAUCCCCCUCAAUACAGGGGAUGUAAGAACAUUUAGAAAAGAAAUGGGGCAACUGCUACAUGACCCCUUGGGGGUCUCCAAAAAAUUAGACCAACUUUUGGGACCAAAUACCUAUACAUGGGAUGAAAUUCAGUCAGUUUUAAGUGUAUCGUUUACCAUGGAGGAGAGGGAAAUGAUAAGGCAAGCAGGUAUGCGAAAUUGGGAAGAUGACACCAGCGGGGUCCGCCGGGGGAGCAGAAGUGGCUGAAUCAAAAUCCCAAUUUGAAUCAACAAAAUGUACAUGAUAGGCAAAACAUGUUGAAUUUAAGGGAAAUGAUUAUUCAAGGCAUCAGGGAGGCAGUUCCCAGGGGACGAAAUAUAGUUAAGGCCUUUGGGGAACAUCAGAGGAGAGAUGAUGUUGGGAAAUGGUUAAGUGAACAAGGACAUGAGGAUGUUGAGAAAUGGAUUGAGGAAUGGCUGGAUGAGCAAGGGCAUGGGUCAGUGGACUGAACCUUGAGCUUCGAGUCCUUGAGUUUCGAGUACAUCCUGUAAGAUAAGGAACUUUUGAAGGCCAAGCGGAUCCUUCACAAGGAAGCAAGAUGAAAUACUGCGCACAGCUGUAACCGCAAGGCAACUAUGAAGAAAUAAACAAAGUCUGAAGCUCUAGCAUGGCAACAACGAAUCAGUAUUAGACAAGUGUUUGUACUAACCAAUUAAAUUGUAGCAGUAUUUGCUAACCAAGAUAUAUAUUCUGAGCUGUUGUUAAAUAAAGUUGAAGCUUGCUUUAUCACUCAUAUUGAGUCGUCUGCUUGCUUCCCUCGCCCGUCGAAAGUGGCGCCCGAACAGGGACCCCCCAAUCCCUGUUUCCACCGGACGGCGAGCUCGGCGAAGCACUGGUAAGCAGCGACCAGGGGGCAGAAGAUCGGCAACACUGAAUCAGUACUUACGAUCCGCGCCUGAACCUGGAUACCAAAGGAGGAGGUUCGCCAGCCGAGUAAGAAGACUACCUACUCGUAUAAAGGAAAGGCUGCACUACUUGAGGACUGGCUAACAUAAGAGGGUCCGUUAAGCUCGCAAUGGAAUGAGAGGUAGCAUUUGAAAUUUUACACUUUUUAGAAAAGCGGGGAGUAGGUCCGAUUAAGGACUUAAUAGACGAGUGGAGAAAUUAUGGAGAUUGUUUGUAAAAGUCGGGAAAAGUGCCAGGAUACAGUGACCGGAAGGUGAAGAUUAAGAGCUUAUGAUUUCAUUAGGGAUCGUCGCACUCUAGUCCGAACGCCUGAAUCGUCAAAAAGGGAUCCGCCACCCGACAUCAUAAGGCUUUGGAGAGAUAAGACGGAACAGGGCUACACGUAAGACUUUAUAAAUUUAUAAGGGGCUUUUCUCUGACCAGAAAUGGAUAGAGAAAUGGCUUAUGAAAUAUUACAAAGCUUCUUAGAGAAGCGAGGACUUGACUCACUAUAUCUCAAACAACUUGCGGGCCUCAUUGCCUUAGGAAAAACUAAGGGAUGCUUUAAGGAUCCGAAUGAGAUAUUUGAGGAAAGUGAAUGGCGCAAAUUUGGGAACAUCCCAUGGGAGGCCCUUAUAGAUGAUGAUAAAACUGCAAAGAAAUUAACGAAAGCCUGGAGAGAGAUUACAAAUUGUAUAAAACGUUACAAGGUAGAAAAACAGUUAGAUGUUGAAAUCCAACACCAGAAAAUAAUAGCGAGGAAUCAGAGGAGGAAGAAGAUGCCACGAAAAUGCUGUAACAACCAAGGACUGUUACCUGUUAAACUAUUGAUACAAACCUUAUUUUGUGAUAUAUGUGCAUGUUUUGAGUGCUGUGUGUGUUUGAUGCCAUGUGUAGUUUAAAUAUUCAUACCAUCAUGCUGUUCUUAUUGACCGGUCGCAAACAAUGUUGUAUAGGUAUAUUAAUCCAGCUCUCAAAAGAGUGGUUCUGUGUGUGUGUAUGCAUGUGUGUGUUCAAAGCGCUUUAAACGUUUGUAAGACUUGCAAACUGGGUUUUGGUUAUAUUGAGCCUCUGUUCUGAUUAAUCUUUAAAAUGCAACUCUGAAACCUUUCAAUCUCAAACAUCCACUAAGCCGGCAAACAGGGACAUUUACCUGGGGCCUUUGAAGUGAAAGGCUGCAGAUGACAAGAUUUUAAAAUACAUUAAAAAAAAAAAUAGAAAAAAGAAAGAAAAUAUGAAAACGGAAAAAGAAAAAAUAGA
Molecule: messenger RNA, 5968 nt
Organism: Cuculus canorus (common cuckoo)
Lineage: Eukaryota; Metazoa; Chordata; Aves; Cuculiformes; Cuculidae
Gene: TEAD4
Product: TEA domain transcription factor 4
Exons: 12
Coding region: 318-1700 (460 amino acids)
Biological process (GO): hippo signaling; regulation of transcription by RNA polymerase II; embryonic organ development
Cellular component (GO): transcription regulator complex
Molecular function (GO): RNA polymerase II cis-regulatory region sequence-specific DNA binding; DNA-binding transcription factor activity, RNA polymerase II-specific
Source: RefSeq, a predicted model, not a curated record